AUGAAUCAAAUACGCGCCAUUCAGGCGCUAAACAAGAAAGAAAUCGAAAAUGGAAUCUCCCCGGAAGGUUCCUGGCACGUCGACUACCGCGACACAGCUUACAUCUACUUCGGUGGCCUUCCCUACGAAAUGUCCGAGGGUGACGUGAUCACGAUUUUCUCUCAGUUCGGUGAGCCUGUAUGGCUCAAGCUGGCGCGCGACAAAGAAACGGGCAAAUCAAAGGGCUUUGGAUGGCUCAAAUACGAGGACCAGCGCAGCACCGAUCUCGCGGUCGAUAACCUUGGCGGCGCAACUAUUGGCAACCGCCUCGUUCGUGUAGAUCAUGCGCGCUAUAAGUUUCGGGACGACGAGGACCCGGACGAGGGCAAGGUGGACUGGGCAACAGUUUCGAAGCUGGAGGGCGACGGCGACAAGACGGAUGAAGAGUCCGAGGAAGAGCAGGAGCGUCCGAUGCUUCCUGAGGAGAAGGAGCUUGCACUUCUUAUUCGAGAUCACGACGACGAUGAUCCUAUGAAGGAGUUUCUCAUCGAGGAGAAAAAGAAGGAGAUACAGGAGGCGUUACAGAAGCGGGGAGAUAAGUCGGAAAGGAGGAAGAAGCAUAAGCACCGCCACCGGUCGCACCGUUCUCGGAGGCACGAUAGCGAUGACGAAAUGAGGGACGCGGAUCGGGACGAGGACAGGCACCGGAGUCGACGAUCACGGCACGAUGAUAAAUCGGACGAUCGGGAUCGGAGAGAUAGUGAGAGAGGCUCGCGUCAUGAGCGGCGGCGAGAUGACUCUCGUGAUAGGGAAUCUAAGAGAGACGACAGAAGUCGGAGAGAUAGGGACCGUUCGCGGGACCGGAAAGACCGCGACCGUGGAGAAGACGAGGAUCGAAGAAGAGAGCGCCGGCGUCGAGAACAUGAUGAUUCCGAGGAACGCUACCACAAAAGACACAGGGAUCAUGACGAUGAGCCGCGGCACAAGAGGAGAAGCCGAAGCAGGUCGCCACAGUCUCGAAGAUGA
Messenger RNA from Colletotrichum truncatum, 1005 nucleotides. RefSeq names its product u2 snrnp component ist3. Lineage: Eukaryota; Fungi; Ascomycota; Sordariomycetes; Glomerellales; Glomerellaceae. The record is from RefSeq and is a predicted model, not a curated record. Gene Ontology annotation, biological process: mRNA splicing, via spliceosome. Gene Ontology annotation, cellular component: catalytic step 2 spliceosome; precatalytic spliceosome; U2 snRNP. Gene Ontology annotation, molecular function: RNA binding.